Schistosoma guineensis is the source of this 1966-nucleotide messenger RNA. The record is from the annotation of a GenBank genome assembly. Lineage: Eukaryota; Metazoa; Platyhelminthes; Trematoda; Strigeidida; Schistosomatidae.
ACAAAAAACUUACGUGAUGCAGGCCAAUAAUAUGACUUUUUCUGAUAUCAGUGAGAAUGUUCGUAGACGUAGGGCAACUGUGAACUUGUCACGUUCCCUUGGUUGUCACAGAACCACUUAUAAUCGGAGGUGGAAUAAAAUGAGAGCUGCUUUCAUGAAAAAAUAUCACUUUCCUUCGGUCAGUGAGUUUGCGAAUGAAAGCACCGUAAAAGUAAAGAGAGAAGUCAGUUGUAAUGAAAGUACUUCGAUUAGUACACCGUCCACUAGCAACUUCAAUCAAAGGCUUCCAGCUAAUAGUGGAUGUACUGAAGUGAACUUGUGCUCAACGAAGUUCGUGAAUCGCAAAGAACAGAUGAACGACUUUAUGAUGUAUCUAAUGUCAAAUACAUCACUGAGUAUAAAAGAUGCUGAUCGGGUUCUGUAUGGUCUAAGAUUUCUUAUCCCGGACAUACCGAAAAGUAUCAGAGGCGUUUUGAAGACAUGUCCAAGUGUUCAACGCAAGUUCAUCGGCAGUGGGGUUUACUACCAUCUAGGAUUGAAAACCAAUCUGCUAAGAUACGUUGAGCUUUGGUUGUGUACUAUUGAUUUUGACUCUUUAAAGUUGUAUGUCAAUAUAGAUGGACUUUCUAUGUCUAGAAGCUCCAAUCAACAGUUAUGGCCUAUACUUGGACGGAUCAUUGCCCCUCGGCUUAGUGACGUGUUCAUGAUAGGGAUCUACGGAGGGAAUAGUAAGCCGGCAGAAUUCAACGAAUUUUCUGCAGACACAAUUUCUGAAAUAAAAGAAAUGACUGACCCAACUAACAAGAAAUACGUUAUUGUUGACGUCCUACAGGAAAAACAACUUAUGAUAGCAUCAAAGAACUGGAUAGUUGGCAAUGACCUUUGCGUUCUUCCGAACGAGCUGGUCGAUAUACACCUGCAGAAGUGCGACCAACCGAAUGAAAAUUGGUCGCUUAUGAAAUGUAAAGUGAUUCACGAAUUAGAUUCUCUGCAGUCAGCAAAAGACCUGUUAGCUGCCCUACAGGUACUGGAAUGUCGAAGGAAAAACACCUCUACGGAUGAAAACACUUUGCCACUGAACACUGAGAAGCCAAAGAGAGGUUUAAUGAAGCGUAAAGAAGAUUUUCUUUACAAUUCAGUUGACAUGGAUGUGGCUGAAAUGCAGGCUGGGAAUAGCCGCGUACAAUAUCCAAAAUUCCGUGUUUUCAACAAAGUGAUAUCGCCAAUCGCCAAUUCAACACAAUUAGAGAUAUCACCAUCCACAUCGCAAUGUAAGCCUGUUGGUGGCACUGUAUUGGACCAAUUGUAUACGGUGGUGCUGAAGAUGUCGUCAGCUAUCACUGACUUGACUCAAACGAUUAACAACAUGUCGUCCGCCAUUACGAACUUGAAUGUUAAUGUUAACCAAUUGCUUUCAAAGUCUAAUGAGCGCGAAAGACCGCAUGAAUUCGAUUGCGGACUGUCAAGUCAGGAGUUCCCUUUGUCAUCUGAAGAGGAACUACAGAUGCUAGACACUGGUUUGUCGCAGAAAGAAACCAGGGACAGAUUUAUGGCAAUGGUCACUAGGUUAUCAGGUGACGAUCCAAAAACGUCCAUGCGUUUUAUUCUGUCGCAUCUGCUGACACCGGAGGUUGCCAGUAAAUUCACGUUACUUGGCACCUCUUCUAAACGAGCACUACAUAAAUGCACGUUUUACAGCUGCAUACGAAGUGCCUUAACUCAUCGUUUUUUGUCAUCCUCUGUAAAUGAGAAAGACCUUGGUAAGCUAUACGACAUAGCGACACAAGGUUACUUUCACGACCUCCGAGACAAGAUGAUAAAACGAAAUAGAAGAAAAGAAAAUCAGUUACAGUCAACAAUACUGACGAACAUAACCAAUUCACAGGACGACUACCCCAAUUGUGAUUAGUCCGUGCAAUUGCUUUGAUGUUGUACCUCCAUUUCAAUAAACAUUAUUCUUUCAAAC